AUGAUUAACACCGGGUUAGAUUUAACAGCAGAAAAUACUAAUAAUACAAACAGACUAUGCUCUUCUUUACCAACACACUCAGUUUUCUUAGCGGCACAACAACAAGAACAACACGAAAGACUUAGAAAACGACAUAUAAUAAAUCAUUUGCGAAGUCCACCAGCGUUUGAUACUUAUUUACAUCCAAGAUCGAGUUCUUCAUCUUCAUCAGAUAGUGGUAGUAGACGAAAUUCUGUGGCCGAAGAAAUGCUAAAUAAUCCUUCUGCAUAUACUUAUCGUCAUCAUUCUCGCACAUCCUCUCAAUCUAGUGAAAAUGAACUAAUAGUUGAAACUUUUGGGAAAGUUAUCCGAAGAGUUUCUUCAGCAAUUAGAGCAAAUCUCAUGGAAGGCAUAAUUGAAAAUGUUGAUUUCGACAAGGUCAAUAGUCGAGAAGAAGAAUGGGAAUCAGACUUUGAAGAAAGUUCAUCAGAAUCUGAGGAAGAAUUUAUUAUGGGUUCGCCAUCGCAAACGCCACAAAGAAGGCAUUCAAGAACUCCGUCAUAUAACGGUGACGAUGAAAAAUCACUAUCUUCAUCAGCGCCAACUAGCAAUUAUCUUCAGAUUUAUAAUUCUCGAAGAGCAUUUUGA
Molecule: messenger RNA, 627 nt
Organism: Ambispora gerdemannii
Lineage: Eukaryota; Fungi; Glomeromycota; Glomeromycetes; Archaeosporales; Ambisporaceae
Source: the annotation of a GenBank genome assembly